Molecule: messenger RNA, 634 nt
Organism: Effrenium voratum
Lineage: Eukaryota; Dinophyceae; Suessiales; Symbiodiniaceae
Source: the annotation of a GenBank genome assembly
AGCCUGAGACGUGUAGAGUGCCGCGAUCCGCACACACCUCACCAGAAUGGGCAAUAUGCCGUUCUGCGAACUGUGCCAAGGGCAGGUGCGGGAUGGGCUGGACGCAGCGAUCAGAGACAUGAUCAUCAGGCUCUUCGAGCUAUACGACUUGAACGGCGAUGGGGUGAUUUCGGCGGAAGAGAUGUACAAAGUCGACCUUGCGGCCCUUGCUGGGCACAUGGACGCCGUCCAGGAGGAGGAGAAGCAAGAAGUACGGAGGAGGGUUGAGAUGAAGUUCCACCAGAUGCAUGGCGAUUUGACGCCGGUGCAUCUCUCCAUGUACAAAGCCUACAUGGACCGGUGGUUGAAAGAGAUGGAGCCGAGUGACAGGAACGCGCGGUUCCUGAUAAUCGAGGGGGUCCUAAUCGAGGCCCGGGCCGGCCGCCAGAUGGUCGAGGAGGAGAGAUGUGCGGCGUUGCCAACGCUGCUCACGAGCAUCCCCCAGCCGCAGACAGGCGCGGAGUAUUCCCCCAGCCGAAAGGUGGCUGGGCGGCCGCUGGCUGGCUGAGCUGGAGCCUGCGUUGUAUCGGACCAACUCGUGAGUCACACCGGGGUGGCCUAGUUCGGUUUGCGUCAAUUCGCCCGAUGCGUCCGG